AUGGAACAAGAUAAUGAAACAUCUGGGGGAGAUUUUAUUUUGCUUGGGUUCUCAGACCAGCCCCAAUUAGAAGUUAUCCUUUUCGUGGUAGUUUUGAUAUCUUAUCUUCUGACACUUGUGGGUAACACAGCCAUCAUCCUGGUCUCCCGCCUGGACUCCAAACUCCACACACCUAUGUAUUUCUUCCUCACAAAUCUCUCUUUUCUUGACCUUUGCUUCACAACCAGCACUGUUCCUCAGUUACUGUGGAAUUUGAAAGGACCAGCUAAGACUAUCACAUCAACUGGCUGUGCUAUACAACUGUAUGUGUCCCUCUCAUUGGGUUCCACUGAAUGUGUUCUCCUUACAAUCAUGGCAUUUGAUCGCUAUGUAGCUGUCUGUAGACCUCUUAACUACACUACUAUCAUGCACCCAUCAUUUUGCAAGGCUUUAGCAGGAAUGGCAUGGCUAAGUGGAGUAGGGAACACUCUUAUCCAAGGAACCAUCACCCUCAGGCUUCCUCGAUGUGGACAUCAUCAACUACAUCACUUCUUAUGUGAAGUGCCUGCCAUGAUCAAGUUGGCAUGUGUUGACAUACGUGCAAAUGAAGUCCAACUUUUUGUGGCCACAUUAGUUCUCCUCCUUCUUCCUGUGUCAUUAAUAUUAGUUUCCUAUGGAUUCAUUGCACAAGCAGUGAUAAAAAUUAAAUCAGUCCAAGCUUGGCACAAGGCCCUAGGAACCUGUGGUUCCCACCUUGUAGUGGUGUCCCUUUUCUUUGGGACAAGCUCUGCCAUAUAUAUUCAACCAAAGAGAUCUUAUGGUCAUAUUCAGGGAAAAUUUCUUACACUCUUUUAUACUGUUGUAACUCCUACCCUCAACCCACUCAUAUAUACUCUAAGGAACAAGGAUGUAAAAGGAGCCCUGAAGAGACUGCUAAGAAGAGAGCAAAUUUCUUAA
Messenger RNA from Erinaceus europaeus (western European hedgehog), 936 nucleotides. RefSeq names its product olfactory receptor 2G3-like. The record is from RefSeq and is a predicted model, not a curated record. Gene Ontology annotation, biological process: G protein-coupled receptor signaling pathway. Bases 1 to 936 code for a protein of 311 amino acids. Gene Ontology annotation, molecular function: olfactory receptor activity; G protein-coupled receptor activity. The transcript has a single exon. Gene Ontology annotation, cellular component: membrane. Lineage: Eukaryota; Metazoa; Chordata; Mammalia; Eulipotyphla; Erinaceidae.